Pecten maximus is the source of this 1020-nucleotide messenger RNA. Its product is annotated as growth arrest and DNA damage-inducible proteins-interacting protein 1-like. Bases 30 to 878 code for a protein of 282 amino acids. The transcript is spliced from 2 exons. Lineage: Eukaryota; Metazoa; Mollusca; Bivalvia; Pectinida; Pectinidae. The record is from RefSeq and is a predicted model, not a curated record. Gene Ontology annotation, cellular component: nucleus.
UCGCAAAUUAUCUCCCUUGAGAAUGAAACAUGGCUGCCUCCAUGGUCCGGUGCUGGAUCUCUUCAAACAAUUCCAAACUCGUCAAACGUUUGGUUUUGUGUGGUAGAAAUGGAAAUUGCAAUAGGAGUUAUUCAGCUACACAAACUCCUAAAGAUACAACGGACGAUAUCCACGCAGAGAACACAACAGAAGAUGGUUAUUUAGAGGACGCCUCCGUUGAAGACUGGUCACUGGAUCCAGAGGACGAUGUGACCCGCAUCAGAGACGUAUCUCGACUAGGCCCCAGAUUGAAACAGCGGCUUAGGAAAGAACGACCUUCCAUUGACAGGGAUUUUAAGCUAACCAAAGAUUACAGUAGAAAACUAUAUGGUAAAAUGGGUAGUGCUUCUGGUGUAAAUCCACAAAUUCUUUGGCCAAAUUUGGAUGAAUUGAGAGACAGAAUAGAAUUCGAAAAACGAUUUGAACCAACCUUUGAAGCUAAUAUGAAAAAGAUACAGAAGUGGGACGAAAGACGAGAGAAAAAGUUGCAGGCUAGGUUACAGAAUGUUGAGAAGGCCAUGGCUAAAAUGCCUAAUCUCAUAAAGCAGUACCACUUGAAGCUUGAGACAGCAAAGAAGCAGGCCGAUGCAGAACAAGAAAAACUUGAUCAAUUGAAUCGUGAAGCUACAGAGAUAUAUGGUCCAAUGAAAAGGACUGAUUAUCGUCUAAAAGACUAUAUCUCCACUAGACUGAAAGAGGAAAGGAGGGCAGAAAAACAGGCAAAGAUGGAGGAAAGGCAGUUAAAGAAACAACAGAAAGCAUCUAAAGAAAAAGCUGAGGAAGGAAAAGCUACAGAAGAAAUAAAAUCUGCAGAAGAAAAAGUAGCUGAGGGAAUGUAAUGUCUGAGGUGUAACAGUAGUAGGAGAGUAUUAUAUAAAACAGUGUGUGUAUUGUGUGCGAGGAUGAGUGUGACAAUCCAGGAAAUAGCAUCCUACCAGGUUGCUCUAUAAAACUAAAAUAAAAUAUAUAUGAUUCUUGUCA